This is a messenger RNA of Chanos chanos (milkfish), 1327 nucleotides long. RefSeq names its product tropomodulin 2 (gene tmod2). Bases 170 to 1201 code for a protein of 343 amino acids. Gene Ontology annotation, molecular function: tropomyosin binding. Gene Ontology annotation, biological process: actin filament organization; pointed-end actin filament capping; myofibril assembly. The record is from RefSeq and is a predicted model, not a curated record. NCBI's taxonomy places the organism in Eukaryota, Metazoa, Chordata, Actinopteri, Gonorynchiformes, Chanidae. Gene Ontology annotation, cellular component: myofibril; striated muscle thin filament; cytoskeleton. The transcript is spliced from 10 exons.
GAGGUAUACUCACUAGUUAAGGGGAAAACUCACGGUUUCUUCCCUAACGGGGACAAGGACACUUUCAUCAGAGGACGCUCAGAGGCAUAACUGAGAGUGUGACUCUCCCUGGACAGGCCAGCUGAGGAGACGGCUUCACUCCAACCACUGCUAGAUAGUCUGUGUAGCUAUGGCACUGCCCUUCAAGAAAGACCUGGAAAAGUACAAGGAGCUUGAUGAGGAUGAAAUCCUUAACAAGCUCUCCGAGGAGGAGCUCAAACAACUGGAAAACGCCCUGGAGGAGAUGGACCCAGAGAACGCGCUACUGCCAGCCGGGCUCAGGCAGAAGGAUCAGACCUCAAAGCCAGCAACAGGACCCUUCAACAGAGAGCGUCUCCUCAGCUACCUGGAGAAACAGGCCCUGGAGUACCAGGACAGGGAAGACUAUGUGCCCUUCACUGGAGAAAGGAAAGGAAAGAUGUGGGUGCCGAAGCAAAAGCCAAUUGAGACGCGACAGGAGGAGGUGACGACCCUUGACCCUGAGCUGGAAGAAGCCUUGUCCAGUGCCACAGACACGGAGCUGUGUGACUUGGCAGCUAUCCUUGGAGUCCACACUCUGGUGACCAGCGCACAAAGCUGUGAAGAGAAAGACGGAUUCAACAAUGUUAUUAAAGGGGAAAAAGUUAAACCAGUCUUUGAUGAGCCACCAAACCCCACUAACGUGGAGGAGACUCUGCAGAGAAUAAAGACCAACGAUGCCACCCUUACAGAAGUCAACCUGAACAACAUUAAGAACAUUCCCAUUCCAACGCUCAAGGACUUUGCGAAGGCCAUGGAGACCAACACACAUGUUAAAAAAUUCAGCUUGGCUGCCACAAGGAGCAAUGACCCAGUUGCUGUGGCUUUCAGUGAUAUGCUGAGAGAGAACAAGACGUUGAAGAGUCUGAAUCUGGAGUCAAACUUCAUCACCAGCGCCGGUGUUCAGGCUUUAGUGGAAGCUCUCCGAGACAACGACACGCUUUCUGAAAUCAAGAUUGAUAAUCAGCGGCAGCAGCUGGGCACUAAUGUAGAGAUGGAAAUUGCCAAGAUGCUGGAAGAGAACACAAGCAUCAUCAAGUUUGGUUACCACUUCACCCAGCAGGGCCCCAGGGCCAGGGCCGCCGCAGCCAUCACCAAGAACAACGACCUGGUGCGGAAGAGACGAAUGGAGCGUGACAUGUAAGGCUCCGCCCCUAACCCUCUCCUGUCCAAUCUGCGUCUCACUCAGCUGUACAUCAGAGUCUUGUGCCAAACUGGAGCAAGGCAUAUUCUCAAAGAGCACCGUCUGGGAAGAAGGGAAAAAACUGGA